AUGACAGUCUACCCCCCAGCCUUCCACAUCGCCCAAGCGGUGGGCCUGACGGGCGCCGCCUGGCUCUCCGGAAACAUAAGCACAUACAGCGCAGCGAGCAUCCCCGCCAUCCUCGAAUCGACGCGCUCAGGCACCAUGACACCCACAUCAGCAGCGCAGAUCUGGCGGGCAAUGUACGAGCGCGGCAAGGCGCAGAACCCGCCGAUCGCGGCAGUGACGGCAGUGGCGCUGGGGUAUCUGUCGUGGGCGGUGCGGGCGGGCAGUCGGUUGGCGCCGUUGGUGCGCGGCGGGGCGGGGAUACUGUACGGGGCGGCGGCGGUGUUGACGGUGGGGAUUGUACCGUGGACGAUCGUGGGGAUGUCUGCUACGAAUGGGAAGUUGUUGGAGGUUGCUGAUGGGAAGGGGAAGGGGAGGGAGAAGGAGGUGGAAGGGUUGUUGGAGAGGUGGAGGGUGUUGAAUGCGGUGCGGGCUGCGUUGCCUUUGUUAGGGGGGGUGGUCGGGUUCUGGGCAUCGUUGCCUUGA
Molecule: messenger RNA, 522 nt
Organism: Aspergillus campestris IBT 28561
Lineage: Eukaryota; Fungi; Ascomycota; Eurotiomycetes; Eurotiales; Aspergillaceae
Product: DUF1772 domain-containing protein
Exons: 2
Coding region: 1-522 (173 amino acids)
Source: RefSeq, a predicted model, not a curated record